AAUGUCGAGGCGCACAACUCCAAAAUUUUAUUCGUACCGUUGUCCAAUACCAUCCCCAGCCGAAAGGUAGGGUUGGCUAAUUUAAGCUUGAACCCUGGCGUUGCCCCACCCUGCAGCAACCCUGGAUCAGCCCCGGAGACGUCACCGUAUCGCGAGAGCUUACGAGGCAGCCGGCUCUUUGUUUGGCCGCACAACCUUCUACUCCUGAAUCUUGAACACUACCAGCAUUGCUGAAGAUUCCCUUGUUUCACACGCAAAUACAUAUUCUUCUCGUACUCUCACGAGCGCAGCCAUGACAGACCCCACACCCAUCUCCCCGCCCAACGAAACCCCCAUCUCACCGAUCUCACGAACCGCUGCCUUCCCACACAAGACUUCCCCUGCCGUCGCAACACAAACCCCCUUGAUAGACACAUCUGUGCCAGCGAUCAACGCGCAGCCUGUAGAGUUAGAUGGGAUACCUACGAGUCCUCAAGAGCAGGAGCUGAAACGCCGUGAGACGGGAGGGACUAGAGUGCUCACCCCGGCAGAUGAGGACAUCGACGCAGAAUUUCUGAGUGAGGGUGGAAAGGGUGCGGGUCAGUUGGGGAGAGAGCGCGCUGCUAUCCUGGCGAGUAGGUCGAAAGAUCCAGGUGUUAUUGUCGAUAUACCGGAUGAGCCUACGGCGGAAGCAGUAGAGGCUGCGGACAGUAAGGACAGGAGAGGGGUUGAAGUCAGUACAUAGGGCAGGUGUUGCUCCUUCCUUCCGGUCGGGCGUUGUAGCGGGGAUG
Molecule: messenger RNA, 770 nt
Organism: Macroventuria anomochaeta
Lineage: Eukaryota; Fungi; Ascomycota; Dothideomycetes; Pleosporales; Didymellaceae
Exons: 3
Coding region: 293-724 (143 amino acids)
Source: RefSeq, a predicted model, not a curated record